Didymodactylos carnosus is the source of this 1028-nucleotide messenger RNA. The record is from the annotation of a GenBank genome assembly. Lineage: Eukaryota; Metazoa; Rotifera; Eurotatoria; Philodinida; Philodinidae.
ACAAACUAAUAUUCUGUAAGAACAACAUGCCAGAAACACGUGAAUCGAUGCAGCGCCGCUGCACAUGACUCGUACACUACAGAACCUUAGCACUGUUCAGUUAUCUCCAACUGUACACUGCUUUUGAAAAAAUCAGAGAUAACAGCACUUGCACAGCUCAACUUCUUCUCGAUAUUAGACUGUGAAAAAACGUAUCAGCGACUUCAGCCGUCUAUCCUGUAUCACAAUCAUUUGUUUUAUUGUCUCCAAACAACGCACGUUUUCUAUUCAUCUUCGACAAUCUUCUCUUCUUUUCCACUUCGAUGUUAUCAGCAAUGAAGAGCAACGGUUUCUGAAUGAACUUGAUUCGAGUUGCAGCUUCACAGAAAUUCAGACCUUUUUAUUGGCUUCGUCAACGAGAUCAUUCUCAGCUUCUACUGAAACUUAUUCAUUUUUCGUGCUUUGUCCUCAACAGAAGCUAUCAUAAGCGAAAUAAUUAAAAGCGUUUGUUCCUAUGAAUAAAAGUGGAACUGAUUCUCUUUCUGUUUCAGAUUGCACGACGUGAUCAAAACGAAGAUGUCUCAUCCACUAGAGAACGAAGAUGGCAACACAAAUGAUUCACUCUCAACUCCAUCGCCAGAUGUUAUUAUUUUACCCGAAGCACAGUUCAUUGUCGAAAAGAUUAUCGGUAAACGUCGACGUCGCGGCAUUACCGAAUAUUUUCUCAAAUGGCAAGGCUAUCCUGAGUCAGAUAACAGUUGGGAACCGGAAGGAAAUAUCCAUCCUGAUUUAAUUGAACAAUUUGAAAAGCAAGACAAUACUAAACAACAUAUCAAACCAACAGUGUCGUCGAAAAAACGGAAAGCUAAAUACGAUGAGCAAGGAAAUGUCAGCAAGAAAUUAGUGGUGACGAGUGAUGCAUCAAACAGAACGCUCAUCACAGAAUCGCAUUCAAGUAUUUAUGAUGACGGACAGUCACAAUCGCAAGAAAGAAGAGCACCAACGACACCAACAGUGUCCUCAUCAAACGAGCCAGGAGAAACAACGAA